Molecule: messenger RNA, 2183 nt
Organism: Medicago truncatula (barrel medic)
Lineage: Eukaryota; Viridiplantae; Streptophyta; Magnoliopsida; Fabales; Fabaceae
Exons: 5
Coding region: 24-2183 (719 amino acids)
Source: RefSeq, a predicted model, not a curated record
AUCAAAUUAUAUUAUUUGAGAAGAUGGAUCAGUAUAUUCUUCAUCGAAGUUGGAUGUACGAUAGAAAAAGACCGGGGAAAAGGACACUUAAAGCUCAAUUUAAGGAAGGAAUUCGUGAAUUUGUUGCUUUCACCAUGUCGCAAGAUAUUUUUAGAAGUGAGGGAGGGAUUAGAUGUCCAUGUCUUAAAUGUACGUGUAGGUUGAUUCAGAGCCCAAAAGAUGUCAUAAAACAUUUAGAGGAUGUUGGUUUUAUGGAGGAUUAUUAUGUGUGGAGACAUCAUGGUGAACAAGAGCCGAAUGAGUUUGAUGUUAAUAUGCAGGCUUCAAGUAGUGGAGCACAUACACAGUGUGAAAACUUUGGCCUCAUGGAAGAUAUGGUUGGUGACGCUCUCGGGGUGAAUUUGUCUUACAAUGAGGGCAUUGAAGAGGAAAUAAUCCCGAAUGAGAAGGCGUUGAAGUUUUACUCAAUGAUGAAAAAAGUAAAUGAACCGUUGUUUGAAGGGUCAUCUCAGUCGAAGUUAUCCAUGUGUGUGAGGCUUUUAGCUGGAAAGUCAAAUUGGAAUGUACCAGAAGAAUGUGCGGAGUACUACACGAAAAUGAUGAGGGAUUCGACUCCUGUACCAGAAAAUUUACCAUUAAGUUAUUAUGAAGCUAAGCAAUUGGUGAUGAAGUUGGGAUUGGAAGAAAAAAAGAUUGAUUGUUGUGUUAACGGGUGCAUGUUGUUUUACGACAAUGAAUUUGGUAAGAAUGAUGGUGCGUUGGAGGAGUGUAAAUUUUGCAAUUCACCAAGGUAUGGAGUGAGUGGCGAUGAUGUUGAUCAUAAGAAGAAACGAGUCGCAGUCAAGUCAAUGUUUUACCUGCCAAUAAUACCAAGACUGAAGAGAUUGUUUGCAUCAAUGCACACGGCUGGUCAUAUGACGUGGCAUUAUUACAAUAAAACUGAUUCAGAGGUGAUGCGACAUCCUUGUGACAGAGUGGCGUGGCAGCACUUUGAUAAGGUACAUCCUGAUUUUGCAAACGAUCCACGUAAUGUGAGACUUGGAUUAUGCUCUGAUGGAUUUACUGCGUAUAACACAGCCUCGGCUAGGCCUUAUUCUUGUUGGCCAAUAAUUGUUACCCCAUAUAAUCUUCCUCCUGAGAUGUGCAUGACAAAACCUUACAUGUUCUUGAGUUGUAUUGUACCAGGACCACUCUAUACACACUCACCAAGACAUACUACCACUCCAAUCUCUGCAAGGUCUCCUGCUUCAUCUCCUAGUAUACAUGGAGUUACCAUGUCAGGUGUUAAUCCUCCACUCUACACACAGUCACUAAGACAUACUACCACCCCCAUCUCUGCUAGGCCUCCUACUCCAUCUCCUAGUAUAAAUGGAGUUUCAUUCCCUAGAGGCACUGUGUCUAGUGUUACUCCUCCACUACAUACACACUCACCAGGAUAUAAUAAUACUCAUUUCUCUGCAAGACCUCCUACUUUAUCAUCAGAUCUUUUACCAGAUGUCCGUUUUUUAGAAUUGCUUGGUAUUAAUGGAGGAUUUAUGCCAGUACCCGAGGUGCAACAAGAACAAGAACACGAGCAAGAGCAAGAGCAACAACAAGAGCAACAACAACACUGUGAGCAAGAACAUCAAAGCCAACAAGAAAGGGAAGCAGCACAACAAAGACGAGUGAGACGUCGCUACUAUGAAGUGGUACCAAAGUACAAAUCUCAUUAUAUACUUGAAAUUAAGGGUGACUCGUUGGAGCCAUCAAAAAUCUCUUCAAAAUACAUAAGGGAGGCAAUCCAAGCAGUGUAUAAAAAGCCGUGGCCCGUGUAUAAGGAUCUUAAGAAAGAAAUUGGGGAUAAAGUUUUUAAAGAGUUUAAGAGACACUGUGUGUGGGAUCCUCAAUAUGAAUCUGAUGUUGAGCGCAUUUUUCAUCGUUUAGCAAGUUCACGUCUGUCAGAUAUGCUAUAUGAUGAACGGAAGAAUAUUGCUGAAGACCGUUCUUAUCGCCCUCAUUGGAUGGCCGAAGACCAUUGGCGUGCCUUGCUGUCCUAUUGGGCUACAAAUGACAUAUAUAAAAAGCGUUCCACGGCUAAUAAAAGGAAUAGAGCAAGUUCAAGACAAGCUCGCCACACACAAGGUUCUGUUACUACUGCAACCCACGCGAGACAUAUGGCAAAAGAUCUUGGAAGAGAUCCCUAA